Molecule: messenger RNA, 4670 nt
Organism: Dermacentor silvarum
Lineage: Eukaryota; Metazoa; Arthropoda; Arachnida; Ixodida; Ixodidae
Product: receptor-type tyrosine-protein phosphatase T-like
Biological process (GO): protein dephosphorylation
Molecular function (GO): protein binding; protein tyrosine phosphatase activity
Source: RefSeq, a predicted model, not a curated record
GUGACGACUAUUUCGGUCGAGACUGUGCACGUCGUUGUUCGGACACAAAUCGUGACAAGAAGGACGCGACGUGCAGAGGAAUACUGAUGUGCCUACCGGACCCUUACGGCUGCUCCUGUGGGACAGGAUUCUAUGGCCCCUUCUGCAACCAGACAUGUCCGCCGCAUCAAUACGGAGCCGACUGCAAGCAGCGGCGCAUAUGCUUCUGCGAAACGAAGGAGUACUGUGACAGUCUACACAGGCCAAUGUCUGCAGGACCGUGGCCGGUGUCGCCCGGGCUGGAAAAAUUCGCCUUUUUGCGACCAAAGCUAUCCUCUUCUGACUGAUGGACCUGCUGUAGGCGUUGUAACGGACAAAGAAGCAACAGUGAAGUUUAGUGCUUGGCGCCACGGCGUAGAUGCGGGUGAGGGCAAACCUCUGGAGUAUUGGGUUCGGUAUAAGGCCGAAAACGAAACUUGGAGCACCAAGACCAUCAAGGCGGUGGGCACACAGAAGACGUACGCCACAGUGGUGAAAGGACUCCGCAGUGGCACCUACUAUGAUCUCCAUGUCUUGGUCAUUGAUCAAGACAAAAAUUUCAGGGAAUACGGCGCAAAUGUCACCCGAUUCCGAACCGCUUGUGGAAAACCCAAGCUACCUCCCCAGAACGUGGACAUAAACAACCGCAGCACAAGUGUCAUCAUCGUCAGAUGGACGAACCCUAGUAAGGAGAGCUGGCAGUGUUGGAGCGUGAAUGCAGUACUAGAAGUGAACGGCACAGCGGUGGAAUUCAACCUGACCGAGUCCAGUACGACACCCGGGAACGUGUACAGUAUUCCCGUGACUCCGUACACUGCUGUGGCAAUCCGACUGCGCCUAAGAACCCCUGACAACAGAAACAGUUCGUGGACCAAGACGUGGAGAGUGACCUCAGCUGAGGACGCUCCCAGCAUGGUUGCGUACGUAAAGCUCCUUCGAAGUGGUUCUCGCUACGUGGAGUUUUCCUGGGGCUCGCCGCAAGCGACAAACGGCGUCAUCCGAAAUUACCGCGUCGUGUACACGCCGCUGGCUCUGCGCCUACAGCACUGCCAGCAGCUCACUCACCGAGAUACGGAGGUGUUGGUACCACCGUCACACCACAGCGUGAACCUGACUGGACUGCGUCCGUACACCAAGUACCAAUUCUCCGUGUCUGCCCUCACCGUAAAGUAUGGACCGGAAAUGAAUGCCACGUUCGACACGGAAGAAGCGAUUCCUGAGGGAGCUCCAACUCAGGUGCAACACACGAGGUUUACAAGGAACACCGACAUCCUGACGUGGGGCGAGGUGCCCUGUGAACUACGCCACGGGCCCAUCGUUUCCUACUACAUUGAAAUGGACAGCGUUGAUCCCUGGGAGACUGAACUGCGAAGCAGGACGGUUAAUCGGCCAUCGAUCAGUUUCCAGGACCUGGUGUCUUACACUCGCUACAGAGUGAAGGUGUUCGCCGAAAAUCAUGCGGGUAGAUCGCCCAUGUCCGCGUUCCUAAACUUCACAACGCCAUCCGCUCCUCCACUAGCUCCCGAAAGGCUGGAGUACGACCAGCUAUCUCAAGACAGCGUAUCACUCAUGUGGAAAGCUCCUUAUCCCCCUGCCGGUGUUUUAGAGCACUACCAGCUCAAAUACUGGAACGUAAAGAACCGACACGAUAUUACCGAGAUGGUCAUAGCCCACACGCAGUGUUCUGCGAGAAAUCGGGAACCGCGACCUUGUUUCACCGUCCAGGAGCUGGAGCCGAACGUGGUGUACCACUUCUCGGUACGCGCCAAGAAUAUUGGUACGGGAUAUUCACCAUACUCUGAAGAACUGGAAGUGGAGACAAGAGAAAUGGCGCCAGAGGCUCCGGCGAGCAUUCGGUCGUCGGAACAGACUGAGGACAGUCUCAAGAUCCAAUGGGAUCCACCUGUCCGCAAGAACGGUGUCCUGACAGGCUACAAGUUGAACUCAUCUCUUUCGCACACAUUCAAUGCAAUGCUGGCCAAAUCAUGGUUCCCCAAGUCGGUCAUGCUAAAUAGCUCUGACUCACCCGAGUUUUACCUACGAGGUCUGUUUCCGGGGUCUACAUACCUAGUCUGCGUACAGGCUAAAACCAGUGCUGGAUUCGGAAAUGCCAUUUGUGACAACUUCAGCACAAAAGCUUCGACUCCUGAAGUUCAGGUUGAGCCCAGGGUAGGUGCAAUUGUCAAUAACACAGUUAGCAUCGUGCUCUACCCGGUGGACUUCAUGAAGGGACCCAUCACGGGCUACUACCUAGUCGUACUUCGAGAAGGCGAAGCCAUUCCUCGCCCAGUGAAACUAGUCAACUACAGCACCGCACAAGACAUGCGCCUUGGCUAUUACGUUGCCGCCCAUCUGACACCCGACCAAUUGGAAGAAGCGGUGGACUUCAUUGUCGGUGGCGGCAGCGUCAUCGGUGGCUUUGAAAAUCCACCGCUCACUGAUGCUACGCCGUAUCGCUUUGGUCUGCUUGCCGAGAGCAACUUUUCUGGGGAAGUACUAUACGGGUACAGCCUUACAGCUCCAGUCAUUGUCAAUGGUGGUAGCAGUGCAGCUGGUGUUGGCGUCGUCAUCGGAGCCAUCCUUGUGCUCCUUAUCCUCAUAAUUGCCGCAAUCGCAUUGACGUUCUACUAUGUUCGGAAGCGACAGGCUCUUGCUUACCGGUCUAAGAGCCCCACUAAGCGCAGCAUCAAAGAGCGUCUCUCAAGGCUUUCCAAGUUGGAUGAGAACAGCAUGUCGGAGUCGCGCAUGACGCUCAACAUGGAAAGCAGCGAUUCGGUCAACAUGACAGUCGUGGCGAACGGCGGGCUUCCGUCGAAGCCAGUGCCUGUGAAGCGACUCCAGGAGCACGUCAUUCAAGGUCAAGGAAAUGGCGUGCUCAAAGAAGAGUACAUGACCACGCCGAAGGGACAACUUCAUCCAUGGGAUAUUGCGAAGAAGGCUGAAAACAAAACCAAGAAUCGCUACGGGAAUAUUCUCCCGUAUGACCACUCGAGAGUGAAACUGGCCCCAUUGCCAGACUUUGAUGAUACGGAUUAUAUCAAUGCAAGUUAUGUACCGGGCUACAGGUGCCCGCGCAAAUAUAUUGCGACACAAGGUCCGAAGCAGACAACCCUCACAGAUUUCUGGAGGAUGGUCUGGCAAGAAGGCUGUUGCAAAGUGAUAAUGCUCACCAACUUAAAAGAGCAAGAAAAGACUAAGUGCGAACAGUACUGGCCAGAGACUUCACAGAAGUACGGCAAAUUCGUGGUGACCUUGAUGAAGACAGACACUCAGGUCGACUUUGUAGUCCGCGAAUUUGAAAUCUCACUCGAAAACAAGCCCCGGACUGUGGUCCAAUUUCACUUCACCACGUGGCCAGAUCAUGGCGUACCUCUCUAUCCGGACGCCCUGUUGCCGUUUCUCAGGCGUAUAUGGGAUUUCCAGCCACACGACGACCAUCCAAUCAUUGUUCAUUGCAGCGGUGGUAUCGGCCGCACGGGAACGCUCAUCUUGGUAGACAGCAUGCUGUCGCAAGCAGAAGCAGAAGGUGAAGUCAAUCUGGUGGCACACCUGCACGCGAUGCGCCAGGGCAGGAUCAACCUUGUCGAAUCCCUGGAGCAAUACAUUUUCGCCUAUAUGGCUCUGGUGGAGAUACUGUGCUCGAAAAAUCACAAGCUCUCCGUGAAGGAGUUCGUGCCAUUGUAUCAGAAACUGAAGGCUAAGAGCACAGCAACGGGAAAGAGUGCCAUUGACCUUGAGUACGAGGAACUAACCCGCAUAUGCCCUCUUCCGGCCCCGGAGGAGUACAAAAGUGCCCGGAACGGAAAAAAUGCUGCCAAAAAUCGGUCGUCUAAGCUUUUGGCAUGUGACAGCAGGAGGCCAUUCUUGAGUGUCACAGCUGACGGAUCAAAGACAGACUACAUCAACGCAGUCUACGUGGAUGGUUUCAAGAGGCGAAAAGCUUACCUUGUGACACAACUGCCUUUGCCAGAGACAAUCGAUGACUUCUGGGAAAUGCUGGCGGGCAGUGGCUCUGUAACACUGGUCACGCUCGGCCCUCUCCAAGAUGAGACGACACCCCAGUUCUGGCCAAGUCUGAAGACGACAGUUAAGUACGGAAAAGCUGUGGUGGAGCAGACAGAUAUUCAGGAUUUCCGAGGUCUUCUGGUUCGGACAUUCAAGGUCAUCCAUGGUUCGCGACCAGCGCGCAUCGUGAAGCAGUUCCACUCACAGUCAUGGAACAGGACCAGCACAGUGCCAAGCUCUUGUGAUGUGGUCCUGGAGAUACUGCAACAUGUCGACCGGUGGCAGAUGCAAGCCGAAGGAAGAACAGUCGUCGUGCAGUGCCUGGACGGUUGCCAGGAAAGCGGCCUGUACUGCGUGUCGGCAGCGAUAUGCGAUCAGCUGAAGCUGGAACAGGAACUCGACGUGUUCCGAUCCGUGCGCAACGUGCGAAGUAGCCGUCCUGAAUUCAUCGUCGACUCGGAGCAAUACGCCUUUUGCUACGACUUGGCCCUCAGCUUCUUGGAUACGUUCGACACCUACUCCAACUUUCAGUGAACUCACGCUGUAUAUCUUAUUUAUGGAGGCCACUUUCUACUGACAGCAAAAGAUUCAACAGAAUGAAAAAAAAACAGCAGUUUUGAAGUAAAAUGGCGUAAUUUUUACUCCGA